Messenger RNA from Polyodon spathula (Mississippi paddlefish), 9763 nucleotides. RefSeq names its product serine/threonine-protein kinase LATS2-like. NCBI's taxonomy places the organism in Eukaryota, Metazoa, Chordata, Actinopteri, Acipenseriformes, Polyodontidae. The record is from RefSeq and is a predicted model, not a curated record. The coding region runs from base 416 to 3787 and encodes 1123 amino acids. Gene Ontology annotation, biological process: positive regulation of apoptotic process; regulation of organ growth; peptidyl-serine phosphorylation. The transcript has 8 exons. Gene Ontology annotation, molecular function: ATP binding; protein serine/threonine kinase activity; protein binding. Gene Ontology annotation, cellular component: spindle pole; nucleus.
GUUCCCACUGUAGAGCUGCGUUCCACUCACUCCAAUUACUAGUUCUAGAUCAAAACUAUCUGCAUUGACUUCAAAAAAAUUAAGAAACUUGACAUGGGCUUUGAAACGCCUUGGAAAAUAACGUAACGAAGACGAAAUGAAACAAACUACUUUUGGGAUUAGGAAAAAACCGCAAAACAAUGGGGAAGACCCAAGGCAGAAUGGAGACCAUUAAACAUAUUGUCCCAUUUUAUGUCAUGGUUCUUUAUGCGAGUCCUUAAGUGGAAACUCCAGAGUCUUAAUAAGAACUACAUGGUUCUAGUAUGAAAGUUAAUUACGUUGUUCUCCAAGAAGUGUGGUUGCACAGAAUGGUGCAAGUGUGGUUUUCUACUGAACUUUAAAAGCAGAAAAAGGAAUUACAUAAUCUGGAUUUACAAUGAGGCCAAAGACGUUCCCUGCCACUUCGUACCCUGGGAACAGCCGCCAGAGACUGCAGGAGAUCCGAGAGGUGCUGAAGCCGCCUCCCAUGCCUUCAGACCAGAGCUUGCCUAGCGAAAGCCAGCCUGACUCGAAAGCCUCAGCAGGGAAGGACCCAACUAGGCAGCAGCAAAUUAGAGCAGGGCCCAAGUUUGGCCCAUAUCAAAAAGCCCUGCGAGAGAUCAGAAACUCAUUGCUGCCAUUUGCAAAUGAAACUGGACACUCUACAAGUAUAGAAGUGAACAGACAAAUGUUACAGGAGUUGGUGAAUGCAGGAUGUGACCAGGAAAUGGCCAUUCGCGCUCUGAAGCAGACAGGCAGCAGAAACAUUGAUGCAGCCUUGGAUUACAUCAGUAAAAUGGGAUACCUGGAUCCAAGGAAUGAACAGAUAGUGCGUGUAAUCAAGCAGACUUCCCCAGGAAAAGGAGGUGGGUCUAGUCCUGUGGAUCACAGGCCAGUAUUAGAGGGACCAAGUGAUGCAAUGUCUCACUAUCAUCAAAUGGGGAAUCCAGGUGGCUAUGGAGCAGAAAGUGCAACCAUGAUGGGAGAGAUACCAAGGCCGUACAUGAAUGUUCCAGUUGUGAACUACGUCAUGCCCUCAUCACAGGUCCCAGCCAUAGGCAGCCCCAUGCAGAGGCCCUCGAGUGUCGGUCCAUACACAGCGAUGUCUGCUCACAAUCCACCAGGGAAUUCCAUGUACCUUCCAUGUGAUCUCAAACACCAGCAGAAGCCAUACCCUGCAAACAUGGAGCAGGCCAUGAUGAUAUAUUCCAUUCCAAGCCACAGUGGACAGCCCUUGCAACUGCAAGGAGCUGCAGGCCCAAGCAGCCCACAUUAUGUCAGGCAGCACAUGAUGGCGCCUGCUGAGACCUCAGGGUAUGGUGUGAAGAGGAGCCCUUCCUUUCAAAACAAGAUACAGCAGGAGAGCAAUUAUGGAAGCCUGCAGAGCAAAGGAUCGCUGGGUCAGAACAGCACAGGGUAUUCCUUCCAGCAGUCACCGUCCAACCUAUACCUUCCACCGCACACUCAUCAUAGGCAGUCAAGCCCUACCUCUCACCAGGUGCACAUGAUCUCCAGAGCUUCAGCAAUGGGGACUGAUUUCCAAGAUGUUCCCCAGAACCUAUUGACUCCAUCCAGAGCCAGCUUAAAUAUGGACCUCUAUGACCAUCAGGUCCAGCACUGGGUAACACCUUCCCCAACCAGACAUGAAUCCCUACCUAACCCGGGACCGGACGCUCAGGUCAGGCAGCAGCAGGGGCCCUUCAGAGGAGAGGUCCAUGGGCCCAGCAGAAGCGGCUCCUUCAAAAAUCAUCAGCAGAAGGUGCAUGUGACAGUAAGGCAACCAGACACUUCCCUUGCCCCACCCAACACUAUCACUGCAGUGACAUCUGCCCCUAUCCUACAGCCUGUGAUAAGCAUCAGGGUCAUGAGGCCAGAGCCAGAGAUUGCAGUGGGGCCUUGUCACCCUGGAUGGCUGCCAGCCCAGUCACAGGCUUUAGAGAAUUCUGAACUGAUGGAGCAGCACUCCUAUGCAGCAGCUGGGGCCGAAGCCUAUAGUGUUGAACCCAUUGACUGUGCUGUGCAAGAACCAAGGUGCCCUCCUCCACCAUACCCCAAAAACUUGCUGCUCCCAAGUAACUCAGUGCAGCAGAUGGAGAACAACACUUGGGUUGUCCCUAGCUUAGUCUCUAAUAAAUCUGAAGACACAAGCGGUGGAGAGAAGAACGACAAAGCCAGCAGCAACGGAGGCAAGGCAGAGAAGACCAUGAAGGACAAGAAGCAGAUUCAGACAUCCCCUGUUCCAGUACGUAAAAAUGCAAGAGAUGAGGAGAAGAGGGAGUCCCGCAUCAAGAGCUACUCUCCUUUUGCUUUCAAGUUCUAUAUGGAACAGCACAUAGAGAAUGUCAUGAAAACGUACCAGCAAAAGCUCAAUAGAAGAAUACAGCUCGAACAAGAAAUGUCAAAGGCAGGGCUUUCUGAGGCAGAACAGGAACAGAUGAGGAAGAUGCUAUACCAGAAGGAGUCCAACUACAACCGACUCAAAAGAGCGAAAAUGGACAAGUCCAUGUUUGUAAAAAUCAAAACCCUGGGCAUUGGUGCUUUUGGAGAAGUGUGUCUCACUCGGAAAGUGGACACAAAUGCAUUAUAUGCCAUGAAGACCCUGCGCAAGAAGGAUGUUCUGAACCGCAACCAGGUGGCUCACGUGAAGGCUGAGAGGGAUAUCCUUGCUGAGGCCGACAAUGAGUGGGUGGUAAAGCUGUACUACUCCUUUCAGGACAAGGACAACCUCUACUUUGUCAUGGACUACAUCCCAGGAGGGGACAUGAUGAGCCUUCUCAUUCGCAUGGGGGUCUUCCCAGAGCAGCUGGCCAUGUUCUACAUUGCAGAGCUUACACUAGCCAUUGAGAGCGUGCACAAGAUGGGAUUCAUCCACCGCGACAUCAAACCUGACAAUAUCCUGAUUGACCUGGACGGGCACAUCAAGCUCACCGACUUCGGUCUCUGCACUGGCUUUCGCUGGACCCACAAUUCCAAAUACUAUCAAAAAGGGAGCCACAUCAGACAAGACAGUAUGGAGCCCAGCAAUCUGUGGGACAAUGUGUCUAACUGUCGCUGUGGAGAUCGGUUAAUGACACUUGAGCAGAAAGCUGCGAGACAGCACCAGAGGUGCUUAGCACAUUCCUUAGUGGGGACUCCCAACUACAUUGCUCCUGAGGUGCUCCUGCGAAAAGGCUAUACACAGCUUUGUGACUGGUGGAGUGUUGGUGUUAUCCUCUUCGAAAUGUUGGUCGGGCAACCUCCAUUUCUGGCCUCAACUCCCACAGAAACUCAGCUAAAGGUAAUUAACUGGGAAAACACACUCCAGAUCCCACCGCAAGUUAAACUUAGCCAGGAAGCGGUAGAUAUAAUCAGCCGCCUGUGCUGCGCUGCCGAGGAGAGACUUGGGCGCAAUGGGACAGGAGAGAUCAAAGAACAUUCUUUCUUUGAGAAGAUAGAUUUCAACAGCAACCUGCGCACACAGCCCGCACCUUUCCUUCCCAGGAUCAGCCACCCCAUGGACACCUCCAACUUUGACCCAGUGGAAGAAGACAGCCCAUGGAAGGACAGCGGUGACAGCACUAAGACCUGGGAUACACUCAGCUCUUCUCACAGCAAGCACCCGGAGCACGCCUUCUACGAGUUCACCUUUCGCAGGUUUUUUGAUGACAACGGUUGUCCCUUCCGGUACCCUAAACCUCCUGAGAAUGAGCAGAGUAGCCAGGAUCAGACAGACAGAGAGAACCAGGAUUCAGAGGAUCAGUGUGAAGGCUGUGAACCCGUAUACGUGUAACACAAGGGCGACACACACUGUGAGGAACACGUCUUGAAAGCUUGUGCUUGUAAACCGUGGCGAGAACUGAAUCUUCAAGUCUGAAACUCUAAAAGAAAUUGUUCUUGUGCCGCAGGUUCUAGCGAGGAAUCGAAAAUAGGCUUUCAAACUGAUUGAUACACUCACCCGUUAACAAACAAAAAGAAAACUAGGACUUCCGAGGUUUUCACAGCCCUAGUAUUUAAAGUACAAUUGAUUUACAAAUGUAUUAUCCAACUUUUUUUUUUCUCCUUAAAUUUUGAAAUUUGAAACCACUAUAGAGGGAUUGACAAAAAAAAGGACAUCAAAUGUCUUGCACUCACACACAGCAGAAACAUCAGAUCCUGACCCUCAGUUUAACUUGACACAGUGAAAUUAUUUUCAAUUGGAGAACAGUGAGAAUAGUGCAUGGGCCAGGUGUAUUUGGCCAGAUCAUAGACUUAUAAGCUUUUACCAACUAAAGUAUCCUGUGGUCAGGUUCAGUUUAUCAUAAAACGUGAUUCCUGGUGAUUGUUUACUGCAUUCCAUACACGUCCCUUCAUCAGGAACCAGGGUGUACAGUGUGUUAAUCCUGGUGGUGUUUUCUUCUUAGGAGCUGUUCAUUGACCCAUCAAUAAAUACAAUGAAAAUACAUAGACAGAAUUCCACAAUAAAAACAACAGUGUUAAUUUAUAGACACACCCCAAAGUUACACUGUUAAAAGAAAAGUAAACUUAGGAACCUCACACAAUGUUUUUGUUUUUUUUUUCCCCCCACUUUUUAAGAUUUUAUAAGAAAUGGCUCCUGAAAAGAUUACUUUUCAUAAAUAUUUUUAACAGUGUAGUUUCAUCUUCAGGCACACGCCACCUUCUUCCUCUGUAUAGUGUGGUUAUACACAUGUAGUUCUGUAAUCAAAGAGAAAAGGCUCUACAAAAAUGAUUAAUUAUUUUUAAAACCAUAUUGGACGCUACACUUUUGAACAUUCUAAAAUGCAGGGCUACCUUGUUAUUUCACAAUUAAACGUUUAUCCGUGUAGACUUCACUGUAUAAGAGGCCUUCACCAAUUCACUGUUUCCAGUAUUUCUUGAUGUAUAGUGAAAAAAGUGAGUAAAUCACUGGAGGCAUAUCAAACAACAGCUUAUUAAACAAGAUCUUACUUAGAAACCGUUUUGCUGUAAGAUUGGAAUAAUGUAGAGAGAGCAUGCACUUACUGUCCAUCUUCCAAGUAGCUACUCAUUUCAAGGGUUGGAUUCUGGCAAACCCAGCUGCUACUGCUUUUGUUGGUCUGUUCUCCAGUGAAUUGUUCUGACUAGCCUAAACACUUUCUACUCCUCCAACAGUGUGAAACCCAAUACCUGAAUGUGAAACUCAAAUAGAAGAAUGCGAAUUGAAGUGCUUUAUAAAUGAGGAGCGUGAGAUAAAAAGGACAAUGUGCAAUACAGAAAUUAUAUCAUUAUAUAGUUUUAUACAUAUUACAGCUAUCCUUUUUGAACACUUAUCAAAUGUUUUAUAGUUUGUAUCUUUUUAAUAUAGUAAAUGGCCUAACGCUGCUUUUCUUGUGAAAGAGUAGGUUGAAUUGAAAGUGUGGCAUACUGAGUGCCGUUAAUGCGAAUGGUGUGAAGGAUUGAUGCAUGAUCAGUAUUUGUGAAUUAUGAAUGAGAAUUGCUUAUGUAUCCUCACAGGCUGGUCCUGUGCAAAAAAAAAAAAAAAAAAAAAAGUGCACAAACAAAGCAUACAAUAUGUAAUUAAGCUGGGGCUCUACGAAGAAAAACAACUGAUCACCAGCUAGAUAUAUGUAUUUUUGGCUAAAAAAUUGAUUUGAGACAUCCAUUUUUCAUUUUGACUCAAUACCAAUGUCCUACCACCCCCUUAAGGCCAAAACUAUUUCUGUCCCAGCAUUGAUACAUGCUUAACAGAAUAAUUAUCACAAAAUGACCUUGGGUAAUCAAUUUUGACAAAUACAUUGGUAAUAUUAGAUUCAUAAUGUAAUGUUGGGGUUCAGAUGUGGUGAUAAACUAACUCCUGUUUAAAGAAAUGAACUUGAUGCAGAUGGAUUACAGCUCAACGGUUUUAUUAAAGCAGCAACCUGAUGCACACUCUCCUCCGACAGUCACUCAGUUGUCAAUAAAGCUUGUUGAUACUAGCUUACAAGGGUAAUUCUACAACCAGUGUCUCCUGCUUAGCAUAGAUCACUAUCUGCAAGUUAUUUUCUGGAAGUCAUACAAAGUUCAGUUAUAACCAACGCACACAUUUCAUCAAAUGGCUGGCCAAAGGAAACCCUGAGAAAAAAAAUCGGGCUGGGGAGGGUUUUCUUCAAACCGUUUUGGAAGGCGGGGCCACACAGCUGAGUAGAUCUGUGAGUUUUCAGAAAUCCUCUAAGAGUUCAUGAAUGUAGAGCUUGCUAUUCUGAGUAACACUUUAUGCUUGCGACUACUCAUGUGUCACAUCUCAUUGGGUCAUCUUGUGCUCAAAGGUAGUUUUCUACUUUCAAGAACUUCUUGUUUCCCUUGCUAAAUCUCCUUGGUAUUGAUAUGAAGAAAGGAGUUAAUCCUGUAUGUACUUUCUGUGAUGAGAUGAUGAGAAUGAGUGUACUUGUGUGGACAGGAGCUGGAAAGGAGUGAAGGCCUUAUGGGAAACCAAACUAACUAAGUAUUAUCAGAACACACUAAAAUGACAUUCCCUCAAGAAGUGAGUGAUGUUGAGCAGCAACUCAGAAAACGAUGUGCUCAAAGGAUCAGAGAGAGGAUCUGUACUGGGCUUCAGUCCAUGGAAUUUUUCUCAAGUGAUUCAGCUAUCUCAGAAGAAACGCUCAAUAAAAUGAAGUAUGCUUCUUUUGCCAAUUUAGGGUGCGACUCGGAGAUGGCAAGAUUAUACAACAGGAUCCAGGUGUCAGGAGGAAAAUGUCCUAUAGAAACGCUACAGAAACAUCGACUCAUUGAACAAAAUCAUCUUUUAAGACAGGAUUCAUGGAAGGACCUAUCAAGUGAAAAAAGAAGAAAAAAGUUUCUCAAAAGAAGAAAAGAUAAAAAAGCAAAGGCUUUGCUUGAAGAAUUCAAUUCCACUGUGCUGUGGAAACAAUGAAACAAGCUGUUCAGGUGUUAAGCAUAAGGCAAAACUGAAAAAAAAAAAAACAGUUAAUUGCCGAGAGCUAUUGAAUGUGGAAAGCAUGUGGACCAGUGACUGUAGAAAAUGUGCAUAUCUUGGAUACCUUAACUGAUCAACAGAUCCUUCAAGAAUGUAGAUAUCUCCACUCAACAAUCGCUCCAAACUUGAAAGAGGUUAGUAUGGUCAAGGACAAAGAAGGCCAAAGGCGAAAAGUUCUCUUCAGCUGUGAAGUAUUGAUGAAGGCAAUAAAAAAACGUUCUGGUGCCAAACUGCAACUUUGACCCAAAUAUUGAGGGAAUAGAAGUUUUUGUCUGAUCUUGUUCCCAGAACAAUUCUAAUCUGCCAGAAACAUUCACAUGCAUUGAUUGCAUGUGGUGACAUCAGCUUGAAGCAUAGGGAAGAAGAUGAAAAUCUUAUGACACCAGUGUAUUUUUUCUUCCAUUUUGUUCUACAUUCCAGCAAUCAGAUCAAGAAAUGUAUGGAUUUUAAGGGGGGGGGGGGUGACCUCUAGGGGGCAGUUGGAUCAGUAUAUCUGCUCAAAUCACAAAUCUAGCCAAUCGAUUUAGCAUUAUUAAUAACCCCAGGUAUAAUGGUUUAAAUGUGCAUUUAUCAAUGUUGGAAUACGAAUAUACACGUGGUUUAUGUUUUUUGGCCUUUAGGGGGCGGCAGGACAUUGGUAUUGAGUCUAAAUGAAAAACUGAUGUCACCAAUCAAAUUUUCAGCCCAAAAUACAUAUAUUAAGCUGGUGAUCAGGUUAAUUGGGCAAAAAAACGUGUACAGAGCCCCAGCCUAAUGUUAUGGGUCAUUGGCAAAUUAUGUAUUUUUUUCUUUCCUAGUUUUCCACACGUCUUUUAUACCAGGCGUAUUUACAAAUGUCCCUUGCAACACAUCUGUUAAAUUUUCCUUUUGUAAUUAUAUCAAUAAAGCGAUGUUUAAAAAGAGCAGGAUACACUUAUCCCUAUGGUGUUUUACUGAAUUCAAGUAAAAAUAAAAUGUUUAUGCAACACAGGCUAGCUAAAGAAAUAUUCUUGCAUUCUGAUACGCUAUGUCGGUCUCGCAUGUGCAGUUUUAAUGAUAUCUGGUAACAUGCAAGGUUAAAGAAAUCUGUCAAUUUGUUUUGCUUGCUUUCAGGCAGCUGAAAGCAAGAAUAAUGUAAUACAAAAUAAUAGCUUUCUCCACCUAGUAUGGGACAGAUAAAAUCAUUUUAAGUAAAACGAUAUGUCUGCUAAAACAUGUUCUUUCAAAACUGCAAUGGCAGAUCUACCUAGUGAAUGGAAGUACAUUCUAGAAUAUAUGGGAUUAUUUCAUUAGCUUUAAACACAGUAAACAAGGCAGGCCCCCUUUUCUGGUUAAUAAUGUCCCAAAAGUGGUUUAGCAAUUUUUGAAAGCCUGGCAUGUUUUACAUCAAAGCAAGGGUGGCUAAUUUACAUGCACUUUUAUGUUAAAGAAUUAAUUAGUUUAGGCCCCAAUCUUAUCUACUGCAGUGCCACCAAAGAAACGUCCAAUAUAUUAUCUUGUACUUUAUAUUAAAUGUGUCACUUACUGUAAUUAAUGUAUUUUUUUUUUUUUUUUACAUUUUUAGCUUUGUUUUAUAAUUUAAAUAAACAUUAAUAUGGUAAGGUUCUGUAUAAAUAACCAUGGCAGAAGCUGAAUUAGCCCAGAAUUUCUAGAUGCAGCUAGAAAACUACCCAGAAACGUGUGUUUAUAUAAAGGUGCUACCCUUUUAGUGCAGACUAUAGAAAAGUGAAAAUACUGGUGUUUAGAAGGUGUGCCCUGCCUCUUCACACCCUGAAGAAACGCAAAUGCAGCAUAGCUACCAAGAAUAACUAUCUUAGCGUACAUUACAUCAAUACUUGUCUCAGAUAAAGCCCUGGAAACACAAAGCAACUUUCUAACAACUUUUCAAGCAAAUAGUUUGUAGUGAAUACUGCCCCUUGUGAAGGACUCAAGCAACAUCACGUCAGUUUUGAGAUAAGAAACUUAAAAAGCUGCUUGAAAAUGUCACAUUCAUAGUUGCUUCUACAGUUUCCAGAAAAAAAAUGUUGUUUGAAUGUUACCAUGUGUUUAUGGACUUGUUAUGAAGGCAAUGUUUUAAUUUAUUAUUGCUUUACACAAAAUAUCUUGUUUUUGCAGUUGCAAUAUAUCGAUUUUUAGCAUUUGCAAUAUGUAUACCCCUCCAUCUAACACCCCAGUAGUCUUCAGUUAGGUGUGCACUAACAGCUUUAGAAGGGCUAAUGUGUACCCAAAUUCACAUUCAAAUGGAUAAUGUACUUUAUCAAAAUGAACCGGUCAUUUUGUGAAAUACUGGGAUACUCCAAAUAAUUGUCUGCUUACAUUUAAUGUAUCAAGGAGAGGUGAUUGAGAAGUUUCAAGAGUUGUGAAAGCAUCUGACCAUCUUUAACUGAUGGAAUGCCUAAUUUAAAUAUAAAAAAAUAAGAAUAUCCUAUACUGGGGGUGGGGUCGCAGCUUUAUAUUAACCCCUACCAAUAUAAAAACAUUGUUACAGUACAUAUUAAAAUGUUUUUGCAUAAUGCUUUAUUAUUUUGAUGUACUCAUUUUUAGCUAUUAAUAUAUGAAUAAUAAUAGAAGUUCUAUACAAACAGAUACAUGUUUAUGCCUACAACAAAGAUUAUGUACUUGUUUACAUUUAUGUAUGAAAUGAGUGUUGUAAAACCAUGCUUAGCUUAUCCCUGUCUGUAUAAAAACUCUUAAGUAUUAUCAUUGUAUGACAUUUUAUAUUUCACUGGUAUUGUGUUACAUGGUAGGCAUUUCUCAGGAACUCGACGCAACACUGUUUGUUAUUUAUUAUUGUGAUUAUUGCAUUUGAAGGCUUGUCAGCAUAGUAUAUUAAUACAGUAAACAAGCUACAUAAAA